Messenger RNA from Microbotryum saponariae, 3204 nucleotides. The record is from the annotation of a GenBank genome assembly. NCBI's taxonomy places the organism in Eukaryota, Fungi, Basidiomycota, Microbotryomycetes, Microbotryales, Microbotryaceae.
AUGGACAAGACGAGCCCCAGUCCCACGCCCACGGCGACCACUUUCGCACCUCGAUCACCUCAAUGCCCCUUGAUCGAACUCGAUGAAUCCGGUGUGGCCGACUUGUUCGCCUCGCUUGGGUUUCCGUUCUAUCAGGAGCAGCUCAAUCGUCAGUUCACCACGCGCUGCCUAUUCAGGAGACACCCGGACAGGAGGCCAGGGCGGGGUGGUCACAGGCACACCAGAGCCACGUAAAGCACGCUCCACGACGUGAUCCUGACCGAGUGAUUUGCUCCCACAGAGCAUGCCAUCACGGGCGAGAUUCUUGUACACCUCGACCACGAGGCGCUCAAGGACGUCGGCAUCCAUUCGGUCGGACAACGGUUGGCGAUCCUCAGGAGCGUCUAUACCCUCAAGGUGCAGCAAAACAUCCCCAUCGAAGCGGGGCAUUAUGUUCCUCCUUGUGCGUUUUGAAGGUUCUUUGAAUCGGUACCACUCCACUUCGUGUGCUGACGUGACCAUGCAUUUCGAACUCGAAUUCGGCCUCACCCCACCCCCACCCAACCUCGGUUCGCCGUUCCUCUCCCCGUCUCUUGAUUUGCCCCAGCCGAGGACAUGGAAUCGGCAAUGAUGGAUGGUCAGCUUGGUGUAGCAGCCUCGACGCAACAGGUCGUCGAUCUACUCGGCGAAAGAGGUACGUGGGGAGCCCCUCAUUCGCUUCCGUUUGGCCACCAACCCUGAUCUCGGACUGGCUCGUCACGGGUCGUAUCAGAUCAACGAAUUCGGAACCUCGAGAUGGAAGUGCAACGGUUGUACGACACGCUACAGACAAUACGGGAUGAUACGCUAUUGCGGUCGUCCACCAAGGUACGGUGCUGAAUACAGCCCGCAGAUGAUGAUUCAAGGACUAACACACUUUGACCUCGCAUUGCUCUCGUUGCAGGCUCCUCGACCGACCGUACGGUCCCCGACAUCAGGCCUAUUCCCUCACCCACUCUCGAACCAGUCGACCUUGUCCAGGGCAAAUUCGACCUCGGUACGCCCAUCGACGACGGCCGGAGUGCUCUCUCACAGCGCCUUGCCCGACUCUCCUCGCUCGCCCAUGGACUCGCCUCGUCUCCUCGUCUCGGACGGGUCCCUGUACCCUUCCGGCGCCUCAAGUGUAGGCGAUCUUUCACCUCAACGCCACCUCUCGCCCCACGAGUAUCAAUCCGUCUCGCUUCCCGCUACGGCCGUGACCCCGACAACUUCCUCCACUCACGUCACGAACGACCACCACGGCGGCCCCGGUGAUUCGCAUCCCUUCAAUCACCACUUGAACUCGUCGACCAACUCAAACUAUUCUCAUCCUCAAGAUCUGAGUUCAUCGACGACCUCCUCUUUGGCCGUCCCGAGCCGUCAAGCCAGCGAUCGUGAUCGUGACCGUGACCGUGACCGUACCGGCUGGGAUCGCUCGGCCGACUCGAGCAGCAAACCCGUCUCCUCUCCUUCGGCGAUGACUACCACUAGUGUUGCAAGCGGUACUGCGUCCUCGUCGGCUGAUAACCCUUAUCGAAGCUUCCGAGUCACGCUGGAGGACCCUUGUUACAAGGUCUUGCCCGCUGCGUUGAAAAAGUACAAGAUCAACGACGACUGGAAACAAUACGCGCUGUUCAUUUGUUACGGCAAUACAGGUGAGUGGUCUCGAUGCUUAUGUAUCAGACGCGGUCUUUGCUCACUUUGAUUCCAUUUACGAUGUGCCCCACCGAAAGAGCGAUGUUUGGCCUACGAUGAGAAACCCUUGAUCCUUUUCCAGAAACUCAAAGAGUCGAACAACAACCCCGUCUUCAUGCUCCGCCACAUCAAGGACAUCAAAUCCCCUAUCGCGUUCGCUACAGCCAAGCACGCCGCCAAAAAAGAGAAACGCGCUCCCGGGAUCGGAAACGGCGUUGAUAAAGUCCCGACGAUGAAUCGGGAUGGUGUGAGUGCGCGACCGACAAGGUUGCAUCAUCCGCCUGUGUUGUUGCCUGUCGGGAAGGAGGCGGGCAAGCAGGGUUUGGGCGGGGAGGAUGAUAUGAAACCGCCCGUUUCGCCGAGAGAGGUACCCGGGUAUUGUAUUGCUAUCUACCCUUAUCUGGCCGAACGAAAGUGAGUUGUUGUGGCGGUAUGUUGUUUGACGGGUUCGAGGCUGACCUUUCUACACGUCCUCUUUUCACCAGGGACGAAUUUGAUGUUUCGGUCGGCGACAGUGAGUCAUUGGCCCCGGACCCGCGUGAUUCGUGACGAGUCUGAACUGACCUGAACUCGUAUUCCUGUCUCACAGCCUUCAUCAUUAUCUCCAAAACCAAAGGAUGGUGGGUCGUAUACCGGGAUCUCGGCCCCUCGACCUCAUCACUCGACUCCCCCGUCCCCCGCAAAUCCGCAUGGGUACCCGCCGGUUGUCUCCUCGAAACGACCGUCCCUCCCUUAUCCCUCGCCGAUCCAUCGAUCCUUGCCUCCUCGGCUUCCUCCCUCCCUAGUACAGCCGCGAACGUCCCUAUCGAACCUCAAUACGUCGUCUCCGUUUCGACGCCGAAUAUUGCUUUGACGGAUUUUGCGAAGACGAGGAGUGAUGAGUUGGAUAUCAAGAAGGGGCAACAGUUGAGGAUUUUGAAGAGGUAUAAUCACUGUCAGUUUGAUAAACAGUUGAAUGACUUUGGGAGGGUGUUGAAGUGUGAGCUUACUUCUUCGGACUUAUCUUCCUGACAGGGUCGUAUGCGAUUCGAGAGGAUGGACAUCGUGGAUGGGUGAGUCUGAACUAAAGUACAUGCCGUAUAGAGCGUUUCCAGGACAAGAGCUGACGGCUUACGUCCGUGUAACACUUGUCCUGCCAUUCAAUUUGAUACGCGAAGAUUCCGAGCUGGUGAGGGGUUUCUCCUACUGCUUAGAGCGCGCGAGGUAAAGUCAUGCUGACCAUGCUAAUCACUACUUCGAUCAUAUUCCAGGUUCUGUGGCCGCAUCCCCCGAACAGGAGAAGGGACCCCCACAACACCAACCACAGCCGAAGGACUCAAGUCCUCUACCGGCGCCUCGUCAGCCAAUCUAUCCCAUUCGACGGGCUCAACCUCCAACCCCUCAACUACAACCUCGACGUCAAAUGGACUACCCAAAUUAGGCUCUACUCUCCCACCCAUCAAGACGGGUGGCGGGUUGAUGGAUAAUGUGCCUUUGCUUGGUGGGAGAACGGAGAGGAGUGAAGAGGUUUGA